GGGGACUUUAGGACGCUGAUAAAUGUCGCGCUCCUUAGCAUCUUUGCUUCCAAGCUGUGUUUGAUUUUUGCACUUAUCAGGAGCGAUUUACCUCGAUUAUUGCUUCGGAUGGUGGUGCGUCAGAGUGGCCAGAUUACCUGGUAUAGAUCUAGAAGCAUUUGCUUCAGCGGUCGGUGAACGCUUAGAGGGUGUUGUCAGGGCCACGACGCUUUUAACGGCGAGACCGAGACUAUUUCCGUGAACGGCCUAAUCGACUGCACGUGGUACACCAUGGAGUUGGUGAGAGAUUUCGGGGAUCCACACGUUCUAACUCUCGCCGAAGAUCACAUCGUUCUCAAACUAGAACUUCCCUGGCCCCGGGAUGUUGAGCUUCCACAAGGAAUCUCACUCGCCGACGACGAAGGCCUCCUCCUUGUCGGGAACCGAGAAUCUCUUGUUUCGGUGAGGCAGAGCACAUUGACACGGGUGGCAAGGAUCUCUAAAGCCCUGUUCUGUGGUUGUGCGUCUUUCGACUCCUGGGAUCGCUACGCCAGCGCUGCCAUGAAUCUGCUGCGGGACGCCGAGGAGAUAUGCAUCGUGCACAACAGGGACAAGGUGCACAAGCUGGUUCGAUUGUUCCCUAACGUCAAGGUUCUGGCUCUGCUACACGAUCUCUGCGAGCACUAUGUGGAGUUGGACGAGCCGUGCAGAGACCUGUUCGCGCCGCUAGUGGAAGGAAGCCAACUGAGGAAGCUAGUGUGUAGUGCGAGCAACCUAUACGAUGGCUACCUGGUUAUGAGUCACGAAACGACGCUGGCGCUCUUGCGCACUUGCCCAGACAUGAGCCGCAUCGACUCACCAUGGGUUAUGCAAUGCUUCACGGGGCCACGCAGCUUACCUAUCUCGUUGGAACGGUCGAAAGCAACGAAUAUCACCCAUCUCCUACUCUCCUCUUGGAAGCGAGUGUCAACUGAUUGGCUACCGGCUCCAGUGACAGCGGGUGACAUGACACUUGCUGCAAAAACAUUUCCCGCCGUCGAAACGCUUCAGGUUUACGUGCGCUCAGCGGAAGCACUUUCCAGGAUCUCGGCCUUCCGAAAUCUACGCAGCCUUACGCUGAAGUUCAAUGAAGGUGGAACCCCUGAAGGCAUGGAUUUGGGCAUAAAACAUUUUCCGGAUCUUGAAGAACUGACAAUGGAGGGUUGUGAUGGUGUGAUGCUCUCCAAAAUCGCGGAGCGGUGUCCGCAAAUCAAGAUCUUGAGGCUACUAGAUUGCACAGGGUCCACAGAGGAUGUCAGAUUAGACGUCCGUGCAUUCUCUAAUCUGGAAAGCGUGACGCUUCGUAUGUGGAUGUUGCAGGACACUUUCGCCUCAUUUCUCUCUGCCACCCACAAAACGCUUCGCACGGCAUGGUUCGGUGACAGUAGCUUAUGCGUCGAGUUCCUCCUCCACAGCGUCCAAUACGGCCAACGACUACCAUUUUCACGCCUUGAACACCUGGGCUUGUGCACGAAAUCAACACUACGGGAAAUGGAACUGGAGCCUAGAGAGCUCCAUCACGUGCUCAAGGCUUUGCCUGUAAUCCGACACCUCGAGACGGACAGCUACGACUUACGCCUGUUCUUCGAGAACUACUGCGUUCCACGUGGUCAGUUGUGUUUAUCCUGGACAGGGUGCGUCUCUUGUGAGGUAUAUAAUCCAGAACUAGCCAGAAGGUUUCAUUAAUUUAUGACCCAUGUCAGCGACAUUCUAUCCAAGUGAGUAAAUAUAACUAUAUUCAGUGUUUAUCUCCAGCCUUCCACAUAUAUCUCGCUUUCUG
Messenger RNA from Rhipicephalus microplus (southern cattle tick), 1798 nucleotides. RefSeq lists its product as uncharacterized. Lineage: Eukaryota; Metazoa; Arthropoda; Arachnida; Ixodida; Ixodidae. The record is from RefSeq and is a predicted model, not a curated record.